GAAGACAAAUCUUUGCGUUCCAAAACGACGAAAAGCUCCAUGAGGACGAAGCUUUGGAUGAGGAACAGGAGCAACUCCGCCCCUACUCACUUGUUCUCGUACAACCAUCUUUUUGAAAAUGAAGUCUGUUUUUGGAAUCGCUCUUCUUGCCGCAUCGGCCUCCGCCUUUGCUCCUCAACAAAGCACUCCCUCCAAGAGUGCUUUGUCCAUGUCCUUCGAGUCUGAACUUGGAGCCCAAAAGCCCCUUGGAUUCUGGGAUCCUUUGAAUGUCUGUGAUGGCAUUGACCAAGAGCGAUUCGACCGCCUUCGUUAUGUUGAGAUCAAGCACGGCCGCAUUGCCCAGUUGGCCAUUGUUGGACACAUGGUAACAACUGCUGGAUUCCGCUUCGGAGCCUAUGAAGACAUCACCGCCAACGGAUACGGUGCUCUUCAGCAGCUUUCCUCUGAACGUUUCUGGGAGAUCAUUGGAACUGUUGGAAUCUUGGAAUUCUUCAUCAUGAAGGACAACGGUGCUGGCGAGUUCCCAGGAGAUUUGCGAAAUGGUCUCUUCGCGUGGAAGGGAACCGACGAGGAACUUAUGCAAAAGCGUGCUAUUGAGUUGAACAAUGGACGUGCUGCACAAAUGGGAAUCCUUGGACUUAUGAUGCACGAACAGCUUGGAAUUGACCCAUAUGUUACCAAUGCUUUCCUUGGAUACUCCUCUGGAUUCAGCAGCUAAGCUACCGUUCUUUUUCUGAAUCUAUUAUGAACAUAGACCAACAUUUUCAGACUUUCGUCGUGUUGUCUGGAAGAAUUUGAGAACUUAUUAUUUGCGACCGAUAGCGCGAAGCUUUGCACUGGCACUCGUAUAGUAGAACUAGACAGGAGGUAAUUAUAGAAUUGUGUUAUGCCGGUAGCAAUCUACUAAGUCAAGCUUUUGUCGCCAUUAUGCUCGACCAAAGAAGCGAUCUCACAUCCGGCCCAUACAAAUGUGCGUCUGUCCUGCCAUACCUUUCCGACAACAAAUGGAAAAAUACACCGAGGUCACUUCACUGCUGGGAGGGAAACAUGGGGCAUUGUCUACUUCUGCUUCAAUCAUUCAAUUUGUGAUCUUAACCUAAAUGAUGUUGCCAUGUUAGUUUCCAUCAACAUGAGACCGGGCAGCCAUUGUCGCCUAGCCACUGGAUCAGUUCGGUGUUGUUUUGAGUUCAGCUUCUCCUGGCAGCUUCAUAUGUCUGUUCUUCCCAUGGACAACCAUUUUCCCACAACAAAGCCUCCCAAUGUCCAUUUGAAGCAGCUUGAUAUGUCUGUUCAUCCCAUGGACAACCAUUUUCUCGAGCCCAC
Seminavis robusta is the source of this 1323-nucleotide messenger RNA. NCBI's taxonomy places the organism in Eukaryota, Bacillariophyta, Bacillariophyceae, Naviculales, Naviculaceae. The record is from the annotation of a GenBank genome assembly.